AUGUGACGUCCACUGGCGUCGUUGUUUAUUAGCUUGUGGGCGUGGCUUUGCGUGUGCCUGGCGGAGACGGGAUGUAAACAGCUAGCAUGUUCGUUUUACCCUCCAGCACAGCGACGGACACACACUCCGUGCCGGUGAGACAGGAAGUCUGACGCUCUGCUGACAGCAGAAGGAGAGAGAAUCCUAACGGACAGCAAGGCCUUGAUCCAGUUUGGGACUUCCUGUCAGCAGCAGAGAAGAAGAGGCAGAAGCUGCAGGACCUUUCUAUUCCCAUAUAUCUAAUUGAACAGGUUCAAUGUGUAACAGAUAGGAGUUAGCUCCCGCCUCCAUUCUCGAGCGGGUCAGCUGACCAUGGCGGAGUCCAGCACGGCGGCGCCCACAACGACAGCAGAUGUGAUGGAGCUCAACAAGGAGGAGCCACCUCCUCCCGUGGAUAGCUUCAAAAGACUGAUAGUAACCACGGCAACAGAGGUCACAAGCAGCAACGGCGCCUCCACCGGUCCUCUUCCUGCCAAAGUCCUGGAGGAGGUGGCCACGCCGACGCCGCCCAAUUUGUCCUCGCUGUCUUCUGAAAACGGGACAAUAACCGGCGUCACCACAGAAGAAGAAUCUCUGUCAGUUCUACCCAGACACGUCAAGGCUGAAGGAGGACAAGACCGAGGAGGAGAGACAGGUCUGGACUUGGAGGGGAGCUCCUCUGUGGUGGGCGGCUCCGAUGACAAGAGGGAAUCGACCCAAUCCGCGUCCCUCUCCAUCCCCGGUAUGGAGCUGUCAGACGGGUUCCUGGGCACAAGAGAAUCGAGACAAGCCGUCCUCCUGGACGUGGAGGACGGCUUGUCUUCGUCCUCCAGGGUGGGGGCGGGGGGCGGCUCUCCAUCCGCCAAGGUCCCCCGCCUGAAGGAGGAGGAGACGCCGGAGGCUGCUGAAGGGGGUCCUGUGGCUCCGCCCCCUGUCACCGGCCCCUCCUCCUCCACAGCAGCGGAGGCGCGGCCGUCCUCAGCGGCCUACUACCUGGUGAAGUGGAUCACGUGGAAGGGGAAGAAGACUCCCAUCAUCACUCAGAGUGAGAACGGACCCUGCCCCCUGCUGGCCAUCAUGAACACUCUGUUCCUCCGCUGGAAGGCUAAACUCCCAGCUCAGACUGAAGUGGUCACCACUGAAGACCUGAUGGCUCACCUGGGAGAGUGUGUUUUGUCUGUUACACCCAGAGACAAGGCUGAUGGGAUGGAUCUUAACUUCCAACAGAACAUGAGCGAUGCGAUGGCCGUGCUCCCGAAGCUCUCCACCGGUCUGGACGUCAACGUGCGUUUCACCGCGGUGACGGACUUCGAGUACACGCCCGAGUGCAUCGUGUUCGACCUGCUGGACAUCCCUCUGUACCACGGCUGGCUGGUGGACCCACAGAGUCCAGAGAUGGAGGCUUCUGUCGGGAAGCUGAGCUACAACCAGCUGGUGGAGAAGAUCAUCGACUACAAACACUCAUCAGACAGCAGCCGAGUCAGUGAAGGGCUCCUUGCAGAACAGUUCCUGGAGUCAACAGCAACACAGCUGUCGUAUCACGGUUUGUGUGAACUCAACACGGCGGCUACAGAAGGAGAAAUAUCGGUGUUUUUCAGAAACAACCACUUCAGCACCAUGAUCAAACACAAGGGACACCUGUACCUGUUGGUGACGGAUCAGGGCUUCCUGCAGGAGGGGGGGCUGGUCUGGGAGUCUCUUCAUAACGUCGAGGGAGACGGAAACUUCUGCGACUCGGACUUCAGGCUGUGUCAUCCUCCUCAGAAAGCCCCGCCCACGACCAACCUGCCGCCCAGCGCGCAGGACCAGCAGAGACAGAUCGACCAGGACUACCUGGUGGCGGUGUCCCUGCAGCAGCAGGGCGGGGCCCCGGGGCCCCUCAGUGACCUGGAGUUGGCCCAACAGCUCCAACAGGAGGAAUACCAACAACAACAACAACAACAACAACAGGGGUCACAGGCGGUCAGAGGUCAGGGGUCACAGCCGGCCGCAGCGCGGAGGAGAGAGAAGGACUCUGACUGCGUGGUCCUAUAAACGCGCUCAAUGCCAAACCCCAGUGCUUUUGUUACGCUCCAUUCCUGGUUUAGGAAAUGUUUGUAAAAAUGUAAGAAGUUAAAGUGUCGUCUAAUAAAGGGUUUAACAAGUUGA
Molecule: messenger RNA, 2166 nt
Organism: Pungitius pungitius (ninespine stickleback)
Lineage: Eukaryota; Metazoa; Chordata; Actinopteri; Perciformes; Gasterosteidae
Gene: mindy1
Product: MINDY lysine 48 deubiquitinase 1
Exons: 13
Coding region: 352-2052 (566 amino acids)
Biological process (GO): protein K48-linked deubiquitination
Cellular component (GO): cytosol; cell periphery
Molecular function (GO): cysteine-type carboxypeptidase activity; cysteine-type deubiquitinase activity; K48-linked deubiquitinase activity
Source: RefSeq, a predicted model, not a curated record